AUGGGCGACCUAAAAAGACUGCUCCAAGAAACCUCCACGGACAUAAAAGCACACAGGGCCGCGGAGCUUGAGAAACAGAUAACAGGGCUCAAGGGUAACAUUGAGGCCCUCACCUCCCGCACCAACAGGGCAGAGACCCAAAUUGCAGGCCUCACCCAAAAAUCAGAGGCCCAUCGGAGGGAAAUGGGUAACAUGCAGGACAGGCUACUCCAACUUGAAGAUGGCCUCGAGGACCUGAACAACAGAUCCCACAGAAACAACAUCAGGAUCCGAGGCCUCCCCGAAUCUGUGACCCCAGAUGCUGUACUACCAAGUGUCAG
Molecule: messenger RNA, 320 nt
Organism: Pelobates cultripes (western spadefoot toad)
Lineage: Eukaryota; Metazoa; Chordata; Amphibia; Anura; Pelobatidae
Source: the annotation of a GenBank genome assembly